AUGUCAAAACGCGCCAUCUUCGGACCGGAUGGACAUCGGGUUUGGGCUGUCUGGACGCACCGUUUUUACGAACCCCCGAGUGAAACAGCUUCCAUGAACACGUUGCACAUCUCGCGACUGGUCAUUGAGAACGAGGUUCUCUGGGAGUCGGACUUGCAGGUGGAGGCCCUGCGAGCGGUUCUUUGGGCUGCACAAGCUGAGGCCGCUCAAUGGGGACUACAUUCCGUGAAAUUCUGGGGGCCGUCUACCGCGGUGCAGGAGAUGGUGAAGCGGACGGGAAUUGAGUACCGACACCAAGACCGCGAGGAGGACGAAAUCUGCAGUCUCCGAUGGUAUGGAGGAGGGAGUGGCCUGGAGGACGAGGUGGAGUGGGCUGGGAAUGAGAAGUAUGGCUGGUGCUAA
This is a messenger RNA of Aspergillus terreus NIH2624, 402 nucleotides long. RefSeq lists its product as uncharacterized. The transcript has a single exon. Bases 1 to 402 code for a protein of 133 amino acids. Lineage: Eukaryota; Fungi; Ascomycota; Eurotiomycetes; Eurotiales; Aspergillaceae. The record is from RefSeq and is a predicted model, not a curated record.